ACCUGUGGCUGCAGACACGAUUCUGCCGCGGCCAGAGCGUGUCUCGGAGCCUCUAGCAGCAGCUCGCGCUCCGCCGCUCCCGGUGCUGCUCGGGCAGCCGGCUCCGACGCCGGCGAGGCACGGAGAAGCCGCCUGGGCGCUUUGAGCUGAACCUGACGCGGCGCCUGGCGGUUUGGCACGGGCUGGGCGGUUUCACCUGCCUGGCGCUGCCCUGGCAAGACACGUUUCGACGCGAGCCAGCUGCUGUUCUGCUCAGCGCCAGGCAGAAGCCCGAGGCGAGGCAGGAGCAGCGCGCCCCGCGGCACAGCCCCAAACUCCCCGGCGGGAGACGGCCAGGACCCCGGAGCCGAGCCGAUGGUUCCGAGGGACGAUCAGCCCCGCCGCUGAGGACAGACCCAAGUUCGGGCUGGGGAUGGCCCGGAACACGGCCCUGCAUUUCAGAGUGGUGGAAGGACGGGGCCUGCCCGCCAAGGAUGUGUCUGGCACCAGCGACCCCUACUGCAUUGUCAAAGUCGACAACGAGGUGGUAGCCAGGACCGCUACCGUGUGGAAGAACCUGAAUCCCUUCUGGGGGGAGGAGUACACCCUGCACCUGCCCAUGGGCUUCCACAGUCUCGCCUUCUACGUGCUGGAUGAGGACACCAUUGGGCACGAUGAUGUCAUUGGCAAAGUAUCACUCAGCAAAGAAUGGAUUUCGUCUUACCCGCGAGGGAUUGACAGCUGGAUCAACCUGACGCACGUGGACCCCAAUGAAGAGGUUCAGGGAGAGAUCUGCCUGGAGCUGAAGGUGCUAGAGGAGCCCCAGAGGAGGGCCCUGUACUGCCAUGUCAUUGAAGCCAGAGACCUGGCCCCGCGGGACAUCUCCGGCACCUCGGAUCCCUUUGCACGAGUGUCCUGUGAUGGCCACGCUUUGGAGACAGCUAUCAUUAAGAAGACUCGCUUCCCGCACUGGGAUGAGGUGCUGGAGUUUGACCUGGAGGAGGGGGUGCCCGGAAAGGAACCCAAGGGGUCCCGUGUGAGCGUGGAGGUGUGGGACUGGGACAUGGUGGGGAAGAACGACUUCCUGGGAUGGGUUGAGUUCUCUCUGGACGCCCUUCAGAGAUCCCCUGCCAAAGGCUGGUUCAGGCUCCUGCCCUUCCCCACUGCUGAGGAGGAUGCUGGAGGAAAGCUGGGAGCUCUGCGGCUGAAAGUCCGACUGGCUGAGGACCGGAUCCUGCCCUCCAUGUACUACCAGCCCCUGACUGAGCUCCUGGUGGAAUCCAUCCUGUGCCCUGCUGAGGAGGAGGACGUCAGCCCGCUGGCCUUGCUGGAGGAGAUCAGCUCGGUGGAGAGCCGGCAGGACGUGGCCACGAAGCUGGUGAAGAUCUUCCUGGGACAGGGCCUGGCGGUGCCCUUCCUGGACUACCUCAACCUGCGGGAGGUGACCAAGACCACUGAUCCGAACACACUCUUCCGCUCCAACUCCCUGGCCUCCAAAUCCAUGGAGCAGUUUAUGAAGGUGGUUGGGAUGCCCUAUCUCCAUGAGGUCCUGAAGCCGAUCAUAAACCGGAUCUUUGAGGAAAAGAAAUACAUCGAGUUGGACCCAUGUAAGAUUGAGCUGAACCGGACCAGGAGGAUUUCCUUCAAGGGCUCCCUGUCCGAGGCCCAGGUGCGGGAGAGCAGUCAGGAGCUCCUGAAGGGCUACCUGAGUGACAUCAUGGAGUCCAUCAUCGGCUCAGUGGAGAAGUGUCCCGCUAUCAUGAGGGUGGCCUUCAAGCAGCUGCACAAGAGGGUAGAGGAGCAGUUUCCAGAGGCAGAGCAUGAGGAUGUGAAGUACAUUGCCAUCAGUGGGUUCUUAUUCCUCCGCUUCUUCGCUCCUGCCAUCUUGACACCAAAGCUGUUCAACCUCCGCGACCAGCAUGCCGACACCCGGACCAGCCGCACACUUUUGCUACUGGCCAAGGCAGUGCAGAGCAUUGGCAACCUCGGCCUGCAGCUGGGACAUGGCAAGGAGCAGUGGAUGGCUCCGCUGCACCCCUUCAUCCUUCCCAGCAUCACCCGUGUCAAGGAUUUCCUGGACAAGCUCAUCGACGUGGACAGCGAGAGUGCGGGCAAGGCCCAGCCCCGGACGCUCUUCCACCCCUCAGUCACCAUCAAGGAGGGCUAUCUGCACAAGCGCAAGGCCGAGGGGCUCCACCUGCUCCCGCGCUUCACCUUCAAGAAACGCUACUUCUGGCUGAGCAGCGAGACCCUCUCCUACUCCAAGUCCCCAGAGUGGCAGGUUCGCUCCUCCAUCCCCAUCCAGCGGAUCUGCGCCGUGGAGAGGGUGGACGAAAACGCCUUCCAGCAGCCACACAUGAUGCAGAUCAUAACACAGGACAACGAAGGGCAGCUGCGCACCAUGUACAUCCAGUGCAAGAAUGUGAACGAGUUGAACCAGUGGCUGUCAGCCCUCCGCAAGGCCAGCAUCUGCAAUGAGCGCAUGCUGCCCUCUUGCCACCCGGGUGCCUUCCGGGGCAACCGCUGGACCUGCUGCCUGCAGCCCGACCGCACAGUGCACGGCUGCAGCCGGACUCACUCUGCCAUGACCCUGGGGGACUGGAGCGACCCCCUCGACCCGGAUGCCGAGACCCAGAUGGUGUACGGGCAGCUCUUGCUGGCGAGAGACAAGCUCAGAGCAAGGCCGUUCCUGCCAGGACCGCCAGAUGGCUGCUGCUGCCCGCCUGCUGAACGUCAUACAAGCCCUGGAGCGUGCCCACAGCGCCUUCGAGCGCCGGGAGAAGGAGGAGGCAGACAAUGACUCUCACCACCCCUGAGAAGCCUCCUCCCCCUUCCCCACCCCAUCCCUCCCUGGUGCCUCUGUUGGACCGUGCCCACCCGACGGUGGCGCAAGGGAGUGGGCCCUGGUGCUGGGAGACACUGGCUCACUUGUCACCGCGCUCUGGGCUGGGAGUGGCGAUGGCAGUGGCCACGUGGCCAAGCCACAGCUCAGGCCAGAGGUGAUGGGCCACAGCAAGAGAAGGCACCAACAAGAGGUGGCCUAGCGCGUCCUGCUCUCCUGCCUCCCGGCAGCCUGCUGUAGCGCCCAAAUCAACCAUCAGAUGGCGCUUGAAACCCUCCAUGAACCACACCGUGAACCCCACCGGCCAACCUCCUUGCUGUCCUUUUCCCUGUGGGAUAGAACCAGGAUCCGUCCCUCUAAUGCCAGUGCCUGGGCAGGUUAGCUGUGCCCAUCCCCCAGUGCCAUCCUCCUGCAGGCUGUACCUGACCCUGCCACACAGGGCCUUCCCGCUGAACCUCAGUCUAUGUGCGCGGCCAGCCAGUGCCUGGUGUCCUGGAGGCGCAUGCGGGUGACAAACAGCCUGCCCCUGGCUCCCGAAGACAGCUCACCUCCCCCACCCCCGUUGGUGCCUUUCCCACCCCACAUUCCAGCCUUCGUGGCCACUGGGCGAGGGGAGGCGCUUGUGUCUGUAACGGAUGGUGAGCCCCUAGCCAUGAGCCUCUGAACAAGAGCCGGGCUCUUGGCUGGAAUAGCGUGUGGGCCAGACCGCGGCCCCACAGCACUCCUGGCUGUGCACAGAAAGCUGUCCAGCCUGCAGGCCAACCUCCGCCAGCCCGUCUCUCUGCCCCAAUUCCACCUGCGCUGGCCCAUGGGCCAGCCACCAUGAACGUGGCUCUCCCCAGCACCUCCUGGGGGUGGGAAAUCUAAGCUCUGCCACUGGAGGGUUAAACUCCUCCAUCUUGUGCCUAGAGCGCAGUGGGUGGGGAGCCCACCUGGGCUGUGCUUGGAGAAGGAACCCAGGGCCCUGCAUCUGCUGGGUGCUCCUUUAACUCACUGCCCUGACACUCCAUCCACGUGUGCACUGCGUGGCUAUCCACACAGCC
Molecule: messenger RNA, 3864 nt
Organism: Trachemys scripta elegans
Lineage: Eukaryota; Metazoa; Chordata; Testudines; Emydidae
Gene: RASAL1
Product: RAS protein activator like 1
Biological process (GO): negative regulation of Ras protein signal transduction; intracellular signal transduction; regulation of GTPase activity
Molecular function (GO): GTPase activator activity
Source: RefSeq, a predicted model, not a curated record